AUGCAUAUGAGCCAGAUGGCGCUUCUGACGCCGAGUACAAUCUCAAGGGCAAAGUAUAUAAAGCGAUCCGAACAACCACCCACGGGCAAAGAAAAGCGAUUCGAACAACCACUCAAGAAGCGCUCCAUCGAAAAACAAGCACCUAACACCUCACUCGGAGUUAGUGAGGCAUUCUUUACACCAGUCAAUGUUGUCGGCAUAUACAGCCUAGAGCUUGACACUCUUACUAUCAAGCUCGAAGACUCUACCACAUUCUCAAUCGCCUUCCAAACCUAUCCGGAAAAAUCACUUUACAACCCAGAUAAUCGCCAUUUUGAAUUACUGGUAGAUGAAGUAGCCCUAUACGAUCACGAGAUGCCUGAUGGUACAGUGACUCGAGCAUGGCGGUUACAAGCUCGCGACAUUCAUCAAGCGGGCGCGGAACCUGUAGAUCUGUUCACUAUGCACGCGUCCAAUCUCGCAAGGGAUCAAGGUGUCAAUAUCAUCAUUGAGGACGUUUGCGACAGGUUAGAGCAUGGCAAGGUGGUAGCACUGGGACAGAUCAAGGUUGAUAUCAUGAAUCGGGCGCCAGUGGAAUUGGAUGUAGAUGUCUGGAAGAGGAUUGAGGUCCAGAGUGGAUCACUAGCUAGCCAUUCUCUGAUAUAUGUGUUGAUCAAUACAGUCAGCCUUGACAUCUUGAAGCUGGAGUUUAACUCGACUUGGAACCUCUUAACACGUGGAUUUAACUUAGACGGCGAGCGCAAAAGCACUUGGACGAGGUACUUCUACAAUAGGAUGGCCGUUGUAUACACUGAUACGAGUGUGCACGAAACCUGGCCACCCGUUGUUUGGGCCUAA
Messenger RNA from Dothidotthia symphoricarpi CBS 119687, 837 nucleotides. RefSeq lists its product as uncharacterized. The record is from RefSeq and is a predicted model, not a curated record. The coding region runs from base 1 to 837 and encodes 278 amino acids. The transcript has 3 exons. Lineage: Eukaryota; Fungi; Ascomycota; Dothideomycetes; Pleosporales; Dothidotthiaceae.